Lolium rigidum is the source of this 1292-nucleotide messenger RNA. Its product is annotated as E3 ubiquitin ligase BIG BROTHER-related-like. Bases 92 to 1093 code for a protein of 333 amino acids. The transcript is spliced from 7 exons. The record is from RefSeq and is a predicted model, not a curated record. NCBI's taxonomy places the organism in Eukaryota, Viridiplantae, Streptophyta, Magnoliopsida, Poales, Poaceae.
CCGCACAAGCCCACCCGACUGGGCUAACCCGAGUUGGCAAUACCUUUCGUUCCCAAGUCCGGGGCACCCGCUUCCCUCUAAUCUCGCAACCAUGGAGGAUUCCAAGGGGAGCGGUGGCGGCGAUACACCCGGCGCCGGCCCCAACCCUACCCCAAAUCAGCCUCCGCCGGCCGCCGCUUCCCGACCGGACGACGACGCCGCUGCGGUUGCUGCGGCGGCGGCCGCCCAGGCCGACGAUGAGGCGCGUCGCCCAUUCACGGCCCUCAGCCAGGUCGACGCGGACCUCGCCCUGGCGCGCGUCCUCCAGGAUCAGGAGCGGGCGUACAUGAUGCUGCGGAUGAACGGAGGGGGCGGCGGCGAGGGCAGCGAUUACGGGAGCUCGGAGGCCGGGAGCUACGAGUACGACGACGACGAGGAUGCGGAGGACUACGAGGAGGACCUGGAGCACCACCUCCGCGUCCACCACCACGAGCACCCGGCUGGAGCCGAGGGUGAUGGGGACGAGGAUGUUGAGGGCGAGGGCCGGGGUGAGGGCGAGGGCGAGGACUCUGGCUCUGAGGAGAGCGAGUACGAGGAGGAGGGGUUCGAUGAGGAUGAGGAGGUGGAGCCAGAGCUAGACCCUGCGGAGUACGAGGACGAUGAGGCUUACGCGCGAGCGCUGCAGGAUGCCGAGGAGCGUGAGGUUGCCGCGCGCCUUUUGGCUCUCGCUGGGAUCAGCGAGUGGCGAGCGGUGGAGCACGUAGAGGAUCACGUGAACGAUGCGCAGGAUUCAUGGCAGGAGGUUGAUCCAGAUGAGUACUCUUAUGAGGAACUAGUUGCAUUGGGCGAAGUAGUUGGUACAGAAAGCAGAGGUCUCUCUGCUGAUACACUUGCUUCCUUACCUUCAGUAACUCACAAGACAAAGGAUGUGCAAGAUGGCAACACUGAGCAAUGUGUAAUUUGCCGCGUGGAAUUUGAGGAUGGUGAAUCUUUGGUUGCACUUCCCUGCAAGCAUUCAUACCAUCCUGAGUGCAUAAACCAGUGGCUUCAAAUAAAUAAGGUAUGUCCUAUGUGUAGCGCAGAAGUUUCUACCUCAGAAAGCAAGCAGGCGUGACCAGCAUGUGUAAUGUUAAAAAAAAGCAUCAGAAACUUGUCCAAAUUUGCGCAAGGACAAGGAAAUUAGCCCAUAUGUUUUUAGUCUUCAGGCCUCUCUCCUAGCCCUUUCUUUGCCUUGCCGCAAUGCUGUGUAUUUCCUUGCUGUUUUAUGAUCCACAGGUGUACACUAGUUAUAUUAUAUUGUGGACAAUUCUUUC